GUCCUAGUCAUCACUUAUCAGCAUUGAGUUGGGUAGUUAUAUCGUAGCAUGUGAGUAUAAAGUGGUGCCUAAACCUCUUCUGUGGUUGUAUAUAUAUAUAUAUAUAUAUAUAAGAAUUGCUGUCGCCAAUUCAUUGUAGAAGGAAUUGUGAUUGUAUAAAGAGGUGAUUAAUUCAAAUUAAAGUUGUUGUUCUUUUGGUUCUUUUUGUGUGAUUUUUUUUUUUUUUUUUGUUUGAUAGAUAAAUUAAGAAAAACGGAAAGUACAAAAGAAUAUUUACUAAUACUUUCCUAUAUUUUGAACAAGGUUUUCGCAUUCUCUAUAACUCCUUCCAAGAUCACUUUCUAUAACUAGAAGGGUCUUUUCAUAUUCAUAUCGAAGAGUCUUGACAAAUUCGUCUCCUAUCAUUUUUCUAAAAUAUUAUUAAUUACUCUUUGAAUAAACAUACACGCGUCAUAAAACGAAAAGAGAUCUCGUUGCUUUCCAAGGUUUGUUUAUCUGUUAUAUAAUUCAAUUUGUCUUUGCCGGCUUCUUUAAUUGAUAAAUCAUACUCUCAUAACCAUUGUCCUCUCUUCAUUUUACUUUAUUUUAUUUCCAAUUUUUUAAUAUUGAUUAUCAAAAAUGUCAGGUUCUGUCAACGAAAAUCAAAUCGAAAAAUACCCUUCUAACACAAUAACUCCCGAGGAUACAAAAGAUGAAAAAAAGCUCCCUUUAGAUUCACCAACGACAGCUCCACAGGGUGAACUCUAUGAAUUGGAGCCAAAAAAGGAGGGGUUUUUCGAAAGCAUCAUCAACGAUUUCAAGCCUGCAACAACUACCAGAGGUGACGGUGCGGCCUUAAAAAGAAGUCUCAAAGGAAGACAUAUGCAAAUGAUUGCCAUUGGUGGUGCUAUCGGUACAGGUCUUUUCGUCGGUUCGGGUAGCUCCCUUGCGAAUGGUGGUCCUGCUUCUGUCAUUAUAGAUUAUACCUUAAUUGGUAUCAUGAUGUAUUUUACGGUCUACGCUCUAGGCGAAUUGGCUGUCGCUUAUCCGCUGGCCGGUGGUUUCUACACAUACUGCAUGCGUUUUAUUGACCCGGGUUGGGGCUUCGCUUGCGGUUGGAAUUACUUUCUUAAUUAUUUCGUUACGUUUCCUUUAGAAUUAACCACCUGUGCUAUCACUUUUAAAUAUUGGACAGAGAUAAAUAGUGCUGUUUGGAUUUCCAUUUUUCUUUUUUUAAUUAUCUUCAUCAAUCUCUUUGGAGUUAAAGGUUAUGGUGAAGUCGAGUUCAUCCUGUCGACAAUAAAGGUGAUUGCUACUACCGGGUUUAUUAUUUUGGCAAUCAUUAUCAAUUGUGGUGGUGUUCCUACCGAUCACAGAGGUUACAUUGGUGGUAAAAUUAUUUCGCAUCAACCUUUUCGACACGGUUUCAAAGGCUUUUGCUCUGUCUUCACAACAGCAGCCUUUUCCUUUAGUGGUACCGAAGCUGUUGGUCUAGCGGCUGCUGAGGCCGAGAACCCAAGAAAAUCUUUGCCCCAUGCCACACGUCAAGUUUUCUGGCGUAUCGCAAUCUUCUAUGUUGUUGGCUUGCUUAUGAUAAGUUUACUAGUUAGCCCUGAUGACAGCGAUCUGAUGAAUAACAGCAGUAAUACCAGUGUGUCCCCAUUCGUGCUUGCUAUAAGAGAAGCUGGGAUUAAAGGACUUCCUUCUGUAUUUAAUGCCGUUAUUAUUAUUUCCGUUAUUUCUGUCGCCAAUUCAUGUACUUAUAUUGCAAGCCGUACCUUGCACGCCCUUGCCCUCAACAAGAAUGCACCUUCUUUCUUAACUUAUACUGAUCGAUUGGGUCGUCCAUUAAUGGCCAUGAUUUUGGUUCUUGCAUUUGGAUUCAUCGCUUAUAUCAAUGAAGCCAAAAACAAAAGUACAACAGUAUUCAACUGGUUGCUUGCUGUAUCCGGUCUUUCAAGCUUCUUUUCUUGGGGUAGUAUUAACUUAUGCCAUAUUAUCUUUAGACUCGCCAUGAAAAAGCAAGGUCGUUCUUUGGAUACUCUUGGUUUUGUGUCCCCUAUGGGUAUUUGGGGAUCAUGUAUUGGUUUAGGCUUUAAUAUUUUAUGUUUAAUUGCUCAAUUUUAUGUAUCGCUCUUCCCUGUUGGCGGUAAACCUAAUGCAGCAGGUUUCUUCCAAGGUUAUUUGGCAGCUAUUGUGGUUGUUGUCUUCUUUAUCGGUUACAAGAUUUAUGACAGAACGUAUAUUCGAUCUUUAGCUGACAUUGAUUUGGAUACUGGUUUGCAUACUUUUGAGGAUCUUUCCGAUAACAAUAACGAAAAACCUAGAAAUGCUAAAGGACGUAUAAAACAAGUUCUGAAGAAUGUUUGUUAACUUCCAUGACUGAUUUUUUUUAAGCAAGUGCUAAUCUAAUACCUUUUUUCGCAUACAUUCAUAUCUGAUAAUGAGUGACAAACUCGCAAAUAAUAAAUGUCCUUUGAUUAUGAG
Messenger RNA from Schizosaccharomyces octosporus yFS286, 2466 nucleotides. RefSeq lists its product as uncharacterized. Gene Ontology annotation, cellular component: membrane. Gene Ontology annotation, biological process: amino acid transmembrane transport. Lineage: Eukaryota; Fungi; Ascomycota; Schizosaccharomycetes; Schizosaccharomycetales; Schizosaccharomycetaceae. The transcript has a single exon. The record is from RefSeq and is a predicted model, not a curated record. Gene Ontology annotation, molecular function: amino acid transmembrane transporter activity. Bases 619 to 2352 code for a protein of 577 amino acids.